Molecule: messenger RNA, 5119 nt
Organism: Anopheles coustani
Lineage: Eukaryota; Metazoa; Arthropoda; Insecta; Diptera; Culicidae
Product: cell division cycle and apoptosis regulator protein 1-like
Exons: 10
Coding region: 325-4911 (1528 amino acids)
Biological process (GO): regulation of DNA-templated transcription
Cellular component (GO): nucleus
Source: RefSeq, a predicted model, not a curated record
UUGAUGCCGAGUAUAGCAAAUAAUCAUAGCUUAUUUGGCUGAACCAAACUGUGCAGAGUAGUUAACAAAUUUAAUGCAUUACUAGUUUAGCGUUUGUACCUUAGCUCAAAAUACAACCUAUUGUUAGUUAUGCAAUAGAAGCUAGCGCAGUUUAUUCGGUAUUCGUCUUUGUAAUAUAAUUGGAAGCAUUUUUAUAUGGCGCAGUGAGUGACAGACCGUUGGUUAAGAGUUGCUAAAAAGAAGAAAAAAGAACGUCAAGCAGAACAAUACAUUUUCGGAAAGCACGCAAGUACAUUGUUUGAACCUUUUGUGGUUGCGGACAAAAUGGCGUUUAACCAGAAGAAUCCGCCGUGGCAACGAAAUGCAGGCCAUCAAAACAUGUCGAACAUGCAAGCAAUCGUUGGCUUCCCGCAGGCGCAGCCUGUGUAUAAUCCUAACAUAGGCUUGCAACAGCAGCAGAACAUUUCUAUUCUGCCGCAAAUGGGCAUGCAGCAGCAGCAGGCUAUCUACUCGCAAACGGUACAGUAUCCGACCAACAGGCCAGUCAAUGCGAUCGGCUUCCAAAAUCAGCCGCAGUCGCAACCGGCGCAGUUGCCGGUCAGUCAGAACUCGUCCAAGUUCAACCCGAGCCAGCGCAACUUCAGCGGCACCGGGAUGGUUACAAAGGUACAGGUAGACUUUGGCUUCAUCGACGAUGAGGUGUUUUUCCACAAGAAUUCUUGCGUCAAGGGUGUGUUUCCGAAGGUUGGCGAUCGCGUGCUGGUCGAUGCGGCCUACAAUUCGAACAUGCCUUUCAAGUGGAACGCGUCGCGUGUCCAGGUGCUCAACGGUUCGAACACAAACUCCUCCUCCUCGGUCGGGCAUUCCCAUUCGUCGCACGCCCGCUCGCACACCUCGAUAUACAGCAAAAGCCAUUCGAGCCAUACCUCCGAGUCGCGCUCCUCGAACGUCCGGAAUCGCUAUAGUUCUCCAAGCCGGAAGUCACUGGAUAGGCACCGUUCGUCGGAUCGGCCGAAGGAUGACUACGACGACUCGGACCGACGGCGAAAGCGCGACGACCGAGACAGCGAUCGAUCGACGUACCGGGAGAAGCACCGUGACCGUUCAUCGGAUCGUGGCCGCGAACGGGAGCGUAGCCCGAUCCGCAAACCGUCGCCCAAGCGGCGCCGGGUCCGCUCCGUGCCACGAUACAUGGUACAGGUCCCGAAGCACCUUUUGACAAUCAAACAAGCGGACGUGCUUGAGCUACGCCGGCGGUACAACAAUCUUUACAUUCCGUCCGACUUCUUCGUCUCGGACAUACGCUGGUCGGAGGCGUUCCCACCCGACGCACCGUUCUCCAUUCGUAGUCCGUGCUUUUUCCACGUGAUGCACAAGGACGUCGAACCACCGCCGGCACUGACAGCGGGGGCGAGCGAAACGGGGGAUGCCAGUGCCGAUCCGCCCGAUGCGGACUACCUGUUCAGCGCCAAGGUGAUGCUGAUGAGCACGCCACCGCUGACCGAAUUUUACGCGAACUGUAUCUCCAAGUCGGCCGGCGAGAACGGCGACCGGUACGAGUCGGAACGCAACCAUAUGCAUCCGACGCGGAUGAUCAGCUUUCUGGUGGGAAUGCGCGGCAAGAACGAAACGAUGGCCAUCGGAGGACCGUGGUCGCCGUCACUGGACGGCACCGACCCGCAGUCCGAUCCGACCGUCCUGAUCCGCACCGCCGUGCGCACCUGCCGGGCGCUGACCGGUAUCGAUUUGUCAAACUGCUCUCAGUGGUACCGUUUCGUGGAGCUCUAUUACCGUCGCUCUGAAUCCUACCAUAAAGGUCGUUUGAUUCCGCCGCGCGUUGAAACGGUGGUCAUAUUUCUGCCCGAUGUGCGUUCCUGUCAGCCCACGCGCUUGGAGUGGGAACAGCUUCGACUCAGCUACAAGGCCAGUCUGACUCGCAUUAUUAACUGUAGCAGCUCUAGUAGCGGCGGCGGUGGCGGUGGCGGAGGCAGCAGCAGCAACGGGGAGGAAGCAGCGGCCGACACGGCACCGCCGGCCGAGGCACCGGCCGCAGACGACGUAACGAACUCAUCUUCCACCACCACCAUCAACAACACCAUCAACAACACAUCCGCUGUAGCACCACCAUCAUCGAUUGCAGCUGCUUCCGAGCAGGCGGAAUCUUCCACAGCGUCGUCGUCACCGUCGGCGGCAGAUCUCGCGGCUGAGCCCGCGCAACAGGAGCCGCUGGUUGCUGGUGAAACGGCAGUCGCAACGAUCUCGUCGUCGGCAUCUUAUUUAGCGGCAGACUCGGCUGAUGCUGCGGAGGAGAAAGAUGCUAACGUUGGCAGCGCACCGGCAGCGGCAGAAGCAGCAUCUGCAACACCAUCUGCGAAAUCACCGGCAGCAAAACCAUCAUCGGCAGCAGCAAAACCAACACCACCAGCAGCGGCAGCCACAAAAAUGGACACCGCCGAGGGGCCGUAUUUCGUGCCGGAUCUGGUGCAGGAGUACAAAAAGAUGAAGGUGGCCGACCUGAAGGCUGAACUCAGCAAGCGCAACCUGCCGACUGAUGGGCUAAAGGCUACUCUGGUGGAGCGUCUGUCGGAAGCUGUUGUCCAGCAGCAUAAGGAAGAGCAUCAAAUGUUGAUACAGCAAGCCCUCGACGACACGCACUCCGAGAAUGAUGUAGUGGUGAAGGAGGAGGAGCAAAAUCUCGAGCCGGUGAAAAUGGAUGAGGAAGAAGAACUGGCACCGGUGGAUACAAAUAUUAAGCAAGAACAGUUUUGCGAAGGUGAAGAAGAGCCGGGUUCGGCGGAAAAGGUAGUCGUGAAGAAGGAACAGCUAAUGGAGCAGGGCAAGGAGGAAGCUCAGGAAGGGCAAGAUCCUGUGGGGGAAGCAGUAACGAUUAAGCAGGAGACGACACUGGACGUGAACACCGACGUGGAGAUGACCGAAAUUGCACUCAAACCGGAGGAUCACGAAAACAAACAGGAAAAGGACGUCGCCGAGGCUUCGAAGGUGGAUGAAGUACCAUCGAAGCUCGUGAAAGAUGAAAGCAAAGAGGGAAAGGAGGUUGCUCAACCCUUGAAGGGGGUUGAAACUCCAUCGAAGCCCGCGAACGAUGAACCCAAACAGGAAAAGGUCGUCGUGGAGGCCGCGAAGGCGGCCGAAACCCUAUCGAAACCCGUUAACCAUGAGAGCAAGCAGGAAAAGAGUGGCGCUGAGACCAUCUCCGAAAAAACGGGCUCGACAACUGAGAGUAGCAAGCCAGCAGUCGUUGCUCGCAAGAAGGAGGAACCGGUGAAGCUCACCGAGAAGGAACGGCAACUGCUGGAGCGGCGCUACCAGCUGCCGGAGAAGCCGCACAUGAUCGUUCAUCCGUCGCGGAUGGCCAAGUCGGGCAAGUUCGACUGCUCGAUCAUGUCGCUGUCGGUGCUGCUGGACUAUCGCCUGGAGGACACCAAGGAGCAUUCGUUCGAGGUGGCCCUGUUCUCCGAGCUGUUCAACGAGAUGCUGACGCGCGACUUUGGAUUUAACAUCUACCGUGCGCUGUGCGAGAUGCCGUCGCGCAAGCAGGAAUCCGACGAUUCGAAAAAGGACGGGCCCGCCGACGGCAAGGCAACGGCGGAAACCAGCGCCGCUACCAGCAACGGUGAGGAGAGCAGCGGAAAGACGUCCGAAAAAGGUGACGAAACGAAGAAGAAAUCGGCCCAUGCCGACGACAAGGAGCCGCGCGAUCGUAAGCGGUCGCGUCGCAGCGAAACACCCGAUGGGGACCGCGUAUCGCGCGACAAAGACUCCAGCAUCGUGAUCAACUCCGAGCUGCUGCUCUCGUUCGUCUACUUCGACGUCACCCACUGCGGUUACAUCGCCGAAAAGGACGUGGAGGAUCUUAUCUACACGCUCGGGCUGAACCUGUCCCGCUCACAGAUCCGCAAAACGGUAGCCAAAGCAACCACACGCGAGCCGUGGUAUUACCGCAAGCUGACUGACAAGGUGGUGUCGCUGCCGGCGGCCACUACUUCCCAAGCGGACGAAACUGUAUCACCCGCCGAGAAGGCUGCAGACGCGGACAAAACCGUCGAGAUGCAGACGGACAACGAUGCGUCCGAGGGUGCAGAAAAGAAGCAGUCGGACGAGCAGUCGGAUGCAGACGCACCGGAGGCCGUGAUUUGCGGCAACACAGACUACAAACAGCAGCUGAAGGCUAGUCUGGAGCAGCUCCUGAAAGAAUAUGACGGUGAAGGUCGACUGCGGCAACAGCAACAUGCCUCCCCCAGAAACUCUACGUCCACGAACGAGACGUCUCAACUCUCAACCACGCGUACCGGAAUCAUCGAAUACAACGGAUGCGUGGUUGACGUUGGCAAGCUGCUAGAGCAGGUGAAGCGGACCGAGUCAGCGCGCGAGGAAGGCGAGAAGCAGCUGGUGAGCCUGCAGGGCCAGUACGCGGAGCUCCUUUCGAACCACACCCGUGCCACAAGCAAAAUUAAAGACUUGCAAUCGGAAACGAAAUCCCUCAGCAAACAGCUGGCAGAUUCGGUGCGCGUUUCGAGGAACGCUUCGCAAACUCAGGCGGAAUACUUAUCCGUGAUUCACCAGGUGUACGACCGCGUCCGGCCCAUCGCACAACGUAGCACCCGGGAUGGAUCGUCCUCCGCUGGGUCUAAGCGCGAAAGCUCCAAGGAGAAGUCGUCGCGUGUGACCACAUCGUCGAAGUCGAAGGAAAAGGAAAAGGAAAAGGAAAGCCAACCGAAAGACUCCGCCGCCCGCAAGGAGGAUGACAAGGGCACGAAAGAGAAAGGCGGUGAUUCGGCGACAAAGAAUAAAACAGAGGAUGGUGUCGGCGGUGGUGACGGUGGUGGUAGUACUGGCAGUGGUGGUGAUGGAGGCACUGAUGUGGAAGCUGCCACCGGUACCACCGACUAAGGGCAUUUAGCAGGACACGGACGCAACGAAUGCGGUGGUCGGGCGAACCGCUCGAACGACAUCAGUGUACGUGUUUCUGUGCAAUAUGAAUAUGAAUAUGAAAAGGCCUUUUCUUUUAGUAACUCUUUCCCGUCAACAGUACACCAUCACGAACAGUGAUCGGAACGGAUGAACUUUUAUUCGAGAAAUAGAUAUUUUUGUUUUCCAC